This is a messenger RNA of Malus domestica (apple), 2193 nucleotides long. Lineage: Eukaryota; Viridiplantae; Streptophyta; Magnoliopsida; Rosales; Rosaceae. The record is from RefSeq and is a predicted model, not a curated record.
AUGUCGUUGAUGCAGGUCCAUAUUGUGUACAUGGGAUCGCUUCCUGAUGGGAAUCCAGCGUACUCACCGUUGUCUCACCACCUUAGUAUUCUACAGCGAGUUGUGCGGGGAAGUUUGGCAGAAACUAUAUUGGUCAGAAGUUAUAAAAGGAGUUUCAAUGGAUUUGCAGCCAACCUCACUGACCAAGAAAGGAAGAAAAUUGCGAACAUGGAAGAAAUAGUCUCUGUCUUUCCGAGCAUAAGAAUGGAACCUCAAACAACAAGGUCUUGGGACUUUAUGGGUUUCGAUGAGAAAGUCAGUCGAAAUGCCACAACUGAAAGUGAUAUCAUUGUUGGCGUGAUGGACACUGGAAUUUGGCCUGAAGCUGAGGGCUUUAAAGAUGAAGGUUUUGGUCCUCCUCCUAAGAAGUGGAAAGGUGUUUGUGAAGGCGGCAAAAAUUUCACCUGCAACAAGUAUAUCGUUGGUGCUCGAUAUUACUUAACAGACUCUGCAAGGGAUUUCGGGGGUCAUGGAACUCACUGUGCAUCAAUUGUAGCCGGGAGUCCUGUAAAGGAUGUAAGCUUCUACAGACUAGCAAACGGUACUGCAGGAGGAGGUGUACCUGCUGCGAGAAUCGCAGCAUAUAAAGUCUGUGAUCUUGAUUUCGGGUGUAGUUCAGAUGGUAUCUUGGCUGCUUUUGACGAUGCAAUUGCCGAUGAAGUUGACCUCAUUUCAAAUUCACUUAAUGGAUUUUUUCGUUCUGAGCCUCAUUUUUAUAUUGACCCGGUUGCAAUUGGUGCCUUUCAUGCCAUGAAGAAAGGGAUACUAACUUCACAGUCUGCCGGAACCAUAUUUAAUAGUGAUAAGGUUGGUCCUGUGUCAAGUGUAGCACCAUGGAUAUUCACAGUUGCAGCUAGUACCACAGAUCGCCGGAUUAUUGACAGCACUGUUCUUGCAAACGGAAAGAAACUAGUCGGGCACUCUACGAACACGUUCACAUUAAAUGGAACAAAUUUUCCUCUCGUAUAUGGAAAAGAUGCUUCAAGAACAAAUUGCUCUCAAAUGCUAGCUAGUAUAUGUUGGGAAGGUUGCCUGGACCCUGAUUUAGUUAAGGGAAAGAUAGUUGUAUGUGAGAAGAACACUGGAAUUCCUGGGACUUACAGAUCUGGGGCAGUUGGGAUAAUUUUUGUUAAUUUUAUGAACGAAACUUCUUCUCAAGUUCUCCCAUUUCCUGGAGUGAAUUUAAUCACAGAAGAGCUAAAUGUGGUCAAGUCCUACAUGAACUCCACCAGGGUCCCUCAAGCGACGAUAUUACAAAGUGAAGUCAUAAAAGAUGUUGCUGCACCUCUUGUUUCUAUCACGUCUGCAACUGGACCGAAUUUAGUUGUACCCGAUAUUAUUAAGCCAGAUAUAAGUGCCCCAGGCGUAGAAAUUUUGGCUGCAUAUUCAACUUUUGCUACUGCCAGCGAAUAUCCAGAAGACAAUAGGCAUGUAAAGUACAAUAUACUAAGUGGAACCUCCGUAUCUUGCCCCCACGUUGCCGGGGCAGCUGCAUAUGUUAAAUCAUUCCAUCCUGAUUGGUCUCUGGCUGCCAUCAAAUCAUCUCUUAUGACUACUGCUUGGCCCAUGAACGAUACCGGUGUAUUUGCUUAUGGAUUCGGACAUAUCGAUCCUGUAAAGGCUAUAAACCCUGGCCUUGUGUACGAAACUUCUGAAGAUGAUCAUAUAAAGUUGCUAUGCACAGUCUAUGAUGAAGGAAAAGUUAGGCUCAUAACAGGAGAAAAUAUCACAUGCCCUAAAGAUCCUGCUAAAUGGUCUCCACGGGAUCAUAAUUACCCUUUAAUGGGAGCUAAAGUUGAUCCGAUGAAACCUUUCACGGUUCAAUUUCAUAGAACAGUUAAAAAUGUUGGCCUUGCGAACUCCACAUAUAGGGCUAAAAUCUUUUCAAACUCCAAACUUGAUAUCAAAGUGGUGCCUGAAGUUCUUUCGUUCAAGUCCUUGAACGAGCAGAUGGAUUUUGACGUGACUGUUGGUGGAAGCGAUUUGCAAGAUCGAUCACAAGUAUCUGGGUCACUGGUCUGGUCUGAUGGUACUCAUAGCGUUAGAAGUCCAAUCCUGGUUUAUGCAUAUGUUCCAAUAAGCUCCAGAACAUGGUUACAUGAGUAAUGAGCAAGAUGUACGUUUUCAAUUGAUUUUAAUGAAUAAAAAAGUAGU